AUGGAGGGAUCAUUGAGCAACGUCACAGAAGCCGAUGGACCAGCGCAGCCCGUCAAAGACGGACCGAGACUGCGCAGCAAAGAAUUGGUCUCGGAGUUGCCUUUGAGAGGGAAGAACGGACAAACCAGCCGAGGCCGAAGUUUAGAAUCCUGCGCCUUAACGCUUGGCUCGACGUCUUCUCAAUCAAUAAAGACGAUUGAAUGUCCAUCCCCUGACGACCCAGAAGUCGAUUCAGCUGUAUCGGCGGACAGAUUUGUCGAGCAUUCAACCGAUAAUCCGCAAGAAUUACCAAUGCCUCCAAAUCCCGAAGAUGGUCUUUCCAGAUCGAGUCUUUCCACCUCGGAGUUUUCGCAGCCCUACAACAAAGUGCCUCGAGACGAUUUGCUCUCGAGCGAUACGACAAUCGUUCAAGCUAUUCAAGAAGAUUUCCUGGCUUUGCCUUUGCACAAUGAUGUCCAUAUUGGGCAGAAUAUCGAUACAUCGUCUACCUCGACAAGGGCAUUUGGUCUCGCGAAACAGCCUGCCACCAGCGAGCCAGGCUACGAGUCCGUCUGUCCAUACGCGAUCAGAUCGUGGCACUUUGGAACAGCAAUCGCAAAUACUGAGAUAGAAGAUCCUCACAUAUGCUGGUGCAACCAGUGUUUCCAGUGCGAACCCGAUCUCGAAAACAGGAUCUGCUUCGGCAACAGCGACGGCUACGUUGAAGUGUGGACUGACAAGCCCAAAGCGGCUAUAUUCUCGCCAUCUGCAUUUCUCUGCUCUUGCAUGACGCGGCCCUUUCACUCGGAGACUGUAACUAAAUUUGACUUCUAUAAAUCUUAUGCGCAAAAGCUCAGAGAUAACUCGUCGAAAAGAAACUACCUUCUCAGUUCCCGCGACCUCCAUAUAUUGAGCAACAGAGAUAGCGUAUUCAGGCGCAUUGAUUCUGGAAUCGCUCUGCGAUGUCCAUCCUUCGGAAAACACAAUCUCCAACCCCCUUUAUUUGGCCAUCUGCGCCGGUCGUCCGCACCAGAGAAUACUGUCCAUCCAUUCGAAGAAAGCUCCCAAUCAGUCGACGGAACGAACUGUGUCAUACCUGAAAUUAAUCGCCUACUUGUCAAAGGCAGUCUCGAUAUUACUUCUCCAACAUUGGAGUCUAAGCUUGUUCAAUCUAACAUUCCAAUCAGUCCUGAGCCACCAGUUCUGCCAAGAGAAAUGUGUUGGUGCGGUGAUUUCUGCUGGGUUACAAGGAUGCCGAGAGCAUGGAUAGAUCGGAGCGACAAUAGACUCGAAUGUCGAUCCCGAAUCGAGGUUAAACACCGCGUCUUCUUCUCUAGCGCUGGUGGUGAAAUUGAGGCAUGGACUGACAUACCGAAGCCAAAAAAUGCUUUUACUGGGGUUGAAAAGUCCACCUGCAUAAUGGCGCCGCGACAUAUAUCCAGAGUCGUCAAGUUCAAUUUGUUCACGGAGAGACUGACUCAAUCUGCUCCAAAGAGAGUGCAUCUCCUCAAUUGCCGGGAUCGCUCUAAUUGUCCCACUUUGUCUUUGGACGGAAGUGGCGCAUCGAAUGGUAGUGCCACUGCUUUGGGAAAAGAGGAUCCGGUGACCAAAUAUGGUGUUCUAGCUCCUAGAGAUUGUAGUCUCUACGGGAGGGGAGGCUUACAGACAAGGAAUGACACCAGGAAGGAGGAAGGUUCCAAUCUUCCGAGUUUAAAUCUCCUUCAGCUUCCGUACCUUGGUCAUCAACGACGGUCCUCAGCACCGGAAGCACUGGAGAACAGGCCGGAACCACGCAUCCAACCUUCAAGGGCGAAGUAUUAUCGCCUAGCAAAUGGGAAAUCCGUCAAAGUGAAGAUGCCUUCCACAGACGUUUAA
Cladophialophora psammophila CBS 110553 is the source of this 1854-nucleotide messenger RNA. RefSeq lists its product as uncharacterized. Lineage: Eukaryota; Fungi; Ascomycota; Eurotiomycetes; Chaetothyriales; Herpotrichiellaceae. The transcript has a single exon. The record is from RefSeq and is a predicted model, not a curated record. The coding region runs from base 1 to 1854 and encodes 617 amino acids.